Messenger RNA from Anas platyrhynchos (mallard), 1062 nucleotides. RefSeq names its product myosin light chain 1 (gene MYL1). Gene Ontology annotation, cellular component: contractile muscle fiber; myosin II complex. Lineage: Eukaryota; Metazoa; Chordata; Aves; Anseriformes; Anatidae. Gene Ontology annotation, molecular function: calcium ion binding. The record is from RefSeq and is marked provisional.
ACAUUGGGUCCACCCCCAGGGCACAGGCUGUAGCUCAUUCUGACCACUGCUUCUCUCCCAGGAAUCACUUCUAAAGGGUUUUUAAACUUUUUUUGGGGGGGGGUUACCUUUACUCUCAAGUUUAAGCAACACAAAAUGGCACCAAAGAAGGACGUAAAGAAACCAGCAGCAGCCGCAGCACCAGCACCAGCACCCGCCCCAGCACCAGCACCGGCGCCCGCUAAACCCAAAGAGCCAGCAAUUGAUCUCAAGAGCAUCAAGAUCGAGUUCUCCAAGGAGCAACAGGAUGACUUCAAGGAGGCCUUCCUCCUCUUUGACAGGACUGGUGAUGCCAAGAUCACCCUGAGCCAGGUCGGUGACAUCGUCCGGGCGCUGGGGCAGAACCCCACAAAUGCUGAGAUCAACAAGAUCCUGGGCAACCCCAGCAAAGAGGAGAUGAAUGCCAAGAAAAUUACUUUUGAAGAGUUCCUGCCCAUGCUGCAAGCAGCUGCUAACAACAAGGACCAGGGUACCUAUGAAGACUUCGUUGAAGGUCUGCGUGUUUUUGACAAGGAAGGCAAUGGCACAGUCAUGGGGGCUGAACUCCGUCACGUACUGGCUACGCUGGGCGAGAAGAUGACAGAAGAGGAAGUAGAUGAACUGAUGAAAGGUCAGGAAGACUCCAACGGCUGCAUCAACUAUGAGGCAUUUGUAAAGCACAUCUUGUCUGUCUAAGUGGACAUCCCCAGAUAUGAAAUGAACAAGUCAAAUUCGGAAAGACCAGAUGGCACCUAAGAUCUGCCCAAGUGAAAUUCGUGCUCUGGCAGGCACCAUCAACAUGGAAACUGCAGAGGACUGGACGACGUGCCUCUAAGCCCACUAAUCUCUACCAGUGCAUCCACAGGUAUUGCCUCUGGGUCACUACACUUCCAAAAACUGAACUUUCAUCAGGGUAAGCAAGAUGGAAAAGCUGCUACCAUCCAGCAUUCAUCCAUCCCAAGCAUCUCUUUCCAUGUUGUUUCCCAUGAAGCAAUGUAAUCCAUUGGAAAAUUAAAGCAUCAAUAAAACCCUGUGGUCACUUUG